AUGCGUAUCCCGUAUCUAUCCCUAACAGCGCUUGUGGUCCUGCAGGUUCAGGGCGCCGAGUUGCUCGUCAACACGACCAGCGGACCCAUGCAAGGAUUCUACAACACCUCGUCACAGAUAGUGCGCGCAUUCCUCGGCAUCCCAUACGCAGAGUCUCCAGUUGGCGCGCGACGCUUCGCCCUCCCCGUUGCCAAAUCGCGAGCGAAGAAACCAUUCGUCGCCGAUGUACUCCCUCCGAUCUGCCCCGGCGUGUACAGCCCGUCCAACGAGUCAAUUAUCAGCGUGCUGCCAUAUCUCCAGGGAAGCCCUGGCGGCACUUCAGAGGAUUGUCUGCGCUUGAACGUAUGGGCCCCUGCGGCAGCGCAUCCUGGUCGCAAAGGGAAAGCGGCGGUGAUGGUGUUCAUCCACGGCGGGAUGUUCUACCAGGGCAGCCCCUCGUCACCGUUCAUGGAUGGAACUUACAUUGUACGCGAUAAUGAAGAAGUUAUUGUCGUCAGUAUCCAGUAUCGUCUGACGAUAUUCGGAUAUCCGGGUGCUCCGAACAUCCCUCUGGUAGAGCAGAAUGUGGGAUUGCAGGACCAGCGCAUGGCCAUCGAAUGGGUACAUCAGAAUAUUGCGCAGUUUGGCGGUGAUCCAGAUCGCAUCUUGCUUUUCGGCCAGUCAGCCGGUGCUGUCUCGACAGACAUGUCUCUCUACGCGCACCGCGACAGCCCUCUCGUUCAUGCCGCCAUCCUUCAAUCAGGCGUUGCAGGCAUGUGGAACCACGACGCUCCGACUGCCCAAGCCAACUGGACCGAGGUCUCCACGGCACUGGGUUGUAGAUCUGGACACGGUACCCUGAAAUGCAUGCGCGAGCAGCCAAUUGACCAGAUCAUCGAUGCGGUGAGGGCAGCAGGCAAUACCUUCUACCCCGUGCAAGAUAACAUCACCGUCUUUCCAGACUACUCUGCCCUGUCGCGACAGGGGAAGAUCGCACCUGUACCCACAUUAAUCGGCAUCGUCGAUCGCGAACUCGCCAUUCUGUACAACCUCAGCUCCAAAACGAUCAACGAGACUGCCAUGUACGUGCGCUCGCAAACCGAAUUCAACUGUCCGACGCACGAGACAGUCCAUCUACGCUUGCAGAACAACAUUCCCACCUACCGCUAUGUCUACCACGGAAACUACACCAAUAUCAGCCCCGUCCCAUGGCUUGGCGCCUACCACGGCAGUGACCUGCCCGCGGUAUUCGGAUCUUACAAUAUGAGCGGUACCGGAAUACCGUCCACGCCGCGCGAGAUCGCUGAUAAUCGGUACAUUCAAGAUGCUUGGGUGUCGUUCGCGAAAGAUCCUCACAACGGCCUGGCCCGUUUGGGGUGGCCUAAAUAUGAUCCUGCACAAAACACCCUGGUGGAUCUGGCUACUGGUAGCGCACAGGUGGCCACAUUUUCGUCGUCCGAUAAGUGGGAUGGCAGUUGCAAUGGCUCGCAUUUUAUCUCCAGCGUGAGACCUACUUCAGGACGUGUUCGAGUUAGGCAAUCUCUCUAG
Messenger RNA from Aspergillus candidus, 1527 nucleotides. Its product is annotated as carboxylesterase family protein. The record is from RefSeq and is a predicted model, not a curated record. The transcript is spliced from 9 exons. Lineage: Eukaryota; Fungi; Ascomycota; Eurotiomycetes; Eurotiales; Aspergillaceae. Bases 1 to 1527 code for a protein of 508 amino acids. Gene Ontology annotation, molecular function: carboxylic ester hydrolase activity.